ACACAACGAAAGAACCAAAAAGCUCGUCCGCCUUCACGCUCAAGAAGAAAGAUUUCCUAAGCGGAAAGCUCAGCAGUCUUCGGAAUGGCAUGAUUAAAAAGGGAAUUCUGGGCAAAUCCUACGCUGCGCAGUCUUUCUGCACCAAAGAAGGAGCCGAAGUCAAUGGCGACCAAACGGGGAAAAGCUAUUUGGACCUUACCGAUCAAGCAGGAAAGGACACGAUCAAUGUCUACAUCAAAAACCGCCGAUUAACCGACGACUCGCGCACCGUACCCGAUCGGGUCAAGGAGGAUCUGGCCAAAGGAGUUGAUACCACACCUUCGGAAACCCCUGAAUUGAAAGAUGCUGAGCUCCAGAAAUUGAAAAGCAGAUAUAAUUCUCGCGACUGGCAAGCAUCGACCAGCAUGGAAAAAGUUGUGCAUCCGGCAGAUAUGUCCGAGAAGCACUGGGGCAUUGUCAUGCGCACCAACAGCCUGCUGUGUGGUGUCCAUCCCCGCGAAGAGGUUCCAAAAGAAGUCACUUUGCCCAAUGGCAAAACCGUCAUCGUUCCAUCAGUGACCGAGCCCAUUCCGUCCAGGAAAGCCUACUAUCCAGCCUUUGCGAUUAAACCAAGACCAAUUGCUGCCUAUGACAUCACUUUCGGUGGGGAAUCUACCGGCGACCCCAUUGAUGAUGGCGAUGAUGGCAAUGAUGGCAAUGAGGAAACCCAAUUCCGCAUCCCCCGAUUCCACAUCAACGACAAGACAAACAUAGAAAUAUUCGAAACACAAAAUUCGCAAGAAAAGGCAUCUGCUGAUAGUGGUUUUACUGAAACCGCGGUCAGCGCAGGCAUAGGAGGUAUAAUAGGGCCUGUGACCGGCAGUGCAUCGGCGGGCUUCAGAAGCACUGAGAAAACAGCCACGGCCCAUACUGACGCUACUGAUAAGAAGCAUCUGCAUGUUACGUACAACUAUCCGCGGGUUAAAUUACAAUUGGAUGAAGGCCAGCUCGAGUUGAGCCCAGAAUGUGAAGAAGAUAUUGAAAGGCUUCGAAAAGAACGUACACAGGCAGCGCUGGAUCAUUUCCACCAGAAAUACGGUAAAUUCUUCGCACCUGAAAUCUAUCUGGGUGGUCGGUUAUUUUCAUCGGAGGAAUCCGACUCGGUGGCGGGAUCGACUCUGUCAGAGAAGAUGACAGGCUUCAAAGCUGCAGCCAAUAUAUCUCUUUCAGGUUAUGGAUUCCAGGCCAAUACAGAUGUCAGCCAUGAGAAGAUUGAGAAGCAUCAAGAUACGGAGAAAAAGACCUCAUUUACGCAAACAAUCAGCUGGUGCGCAGAUGGAGGGGACACCACUCUUUGCAAUAAUCCUCCUCAGUGGUGCUCUACUGUUGCAUCCUUCUAUAACUGGCGUGUGAUGCAGAAAUCAAAGCUUGUUAGCCUUAUAGAUCAUAUUGGAAAGCUGCCAGGCUAUGCUGAUAUUCCAAAUCUUGUUCGAAGCAUUCUCAGCAUCUAUCCAGACAAAGAUCAUUCUUUGUUCGUCGCUUUGGAUACGAUCUGUGUGGACACAAAGGGUGAGUCCUCCAAUCAAGCAUAGACUGAAUCAAGUAUGAGGCUCAUAGAACUUUA
Messenger RNA from Aspergillus wentii DTO 134E9, 1603 nucleotides. RefSeq lists its product as uncharacterized. The transcript has 12 exons. The coding region runs from base 90 to 1571 and encodes 493 amino acids. The record is from RefSeq and is a predicted model, not a curated record. Lineage: Eukaryota; Fungi; Ascomycota; Eurotiomycetes; Eurotiales; Aspergillaceae.